Molecule: messenger RNA, 1255 nt
Organism: Salvelinus sp. IW2-2015
Lineage: Eukaryota; Metazoa; Chordata; Actinopteri; Salmoniformes; Salmonidae
Product: E3 ubiquitin/ISG15 ligase TRIM25-like
Molecular function (GO): zinc ion binding
Source: RefSeq, a predicted model, not a curated record
UUUUACACCACAUUUUUUCAGUUUUGGAUCCUUCUUAUCGACCUGUACAGUUGGUGGCGGAAUGCACAUAUCAUUGUUGCGAACGCCAGUAUACCAAAGAAAAAGAGGAAAAGGGUGCGUCUCUUUUACCUGUUUGGAACGCAACCUGUGAGUUACCUAAUACAUUGAAAGUUAAAGGAAACAGCACCUAUGUGGCCGCCAUAUUUAGACAACUGGAUCAUGAAGGUAGCUAACAUUUUUUUGUUUUAAGAUAACAAAUAUCGUGGUUUAUUACAGGUCUAGAGACAAAUUGGUUUACAUUAGUAUAAUUUUUUCGACAGAGAACUCGGAGCAAGUUUGUUUCUAUGGACGUGUUUUAAGGACGACGUUACUUUUAGGAACAAAAGUGUGGGCGAUGCCGUGGGCUGGGGACUAUAUUGAAUCAAGAUAGUUAGGCCAACAAUCUAUGUCUUUCUGUGAAACGUGCUGAGCAACAGUAAACUGCCUUGGACUUUCAUCCGCCGUCAUUUCUGAGAAGGAGCCGAUGGAAAUCUCCUGACGGCUAUGGGGAGAGUGAAGAAAAUAUGAAUGAAGACAGUGUAAAACAGGAGAGGGUGGGGUCACCGUGUCUGUCCAUGAAGAGUGAUUGGUCCAUGGACAGGCCCAUUAAGUUUGGAAAAGAUGCCAGUGAGCUGACAGCCAGUCUACUGACAGAGGACCACUUCAGAUGUUCAGUGUGUACAGAGGUUCUCAAAGAGCCAGUCUCCAUCCCCUGUGGACACAGUUACUGCAGACAGUGCAUUGAGACCCACUGGAACCAGCCUGACCAGACAGGAGACUACGACUGCCCCCAGUGCAGAAAGAGAUUCAGAACACGUCCGGACCUCUUCACUAACUCAGCCUUGGAGAAGGUGAUUGAGAAACUCCACCAGGCAGGGUUCAAGGUCCCUGCUCUUCCCAAGCACUGCUACGCUGGACCUGGAGAUGUGGCCUGUGAUCUCUGCACUGAGAAACAGUUCAAAGCUGUAAAGUCCUGUCUGACCUGCACUGCCUCCUACUGUGAGAGUCAUGUCAGACAUCACUACACCGUAGCAGCUCUGCAGAGACACACCCUGGUGGAGGUGACUGGAAACCUGGAGCAGAAACUGUGCCAGCUSCACCACAGAGCUCUGGAGGUCUUCUGUAAGACAGACCAGGUUUCUGUUUGUGUUCUGUGUGCCUUGGCAGGACCACAGAAACCAUGAUGUCAUAAAGAAUGAGAGAGACACUGAAGAGG